Molecule: messenger RNA, 600 nt
Organism: Colossoma macropomum (tambaqui)
Lineage: Eukaryota; Metazoa; Chordata; Actinopteri; Characiformes; Serrasalmidae
Gene: cryba2b
Product: crystallin, beta A2b
Exons: 4
Coding region: 1-600 (199 amino acids)
Biological process (GO): lens development in camera-type eye; visual perception
Molecular function (GO): structural constituent of eye lens
Source: RefSeq, a predicted model, not a curated record
AUGAACCCGCAGCAGGAGAUGGAGCAGAGGGGACAGUGCCAGUGGAGGAUCACUGUCUUUGAGGAGGAAUACUUCCAGGGUAAAAGCUGCGAGUUUACCAUGGAGUGCCAGAACAUUCUGGACAGAGACUUCAGAAAGAUCCGCUCUAUCAAGGUGGAGAACGGCCCUUGGGUUGGUUAUGAGUACCCUGAGUUCCAGGGACAGCAGUUUGUUUUGGAGAAGGGAGAUUACCCCUGCUAUCAGGCCUGGAGUGGAAACAGCAGCUACAGAACAGAGCACCUACUGUCCUUCAGGCCCAUCAAGUGUGCUAACCACAGUGACAGUAAGGUGACGCUGUACGAGUGCGAAGACUUCCAGGGCCGUAAGUUCGAGAUGUGUGACGACUACCCCUCCCUGCAGGCCAUGGGCUGGUGCAGCAAGGAGGUGCCAUCAAUCAAAGUCAACUCUGGAGCCUGGGUGGCCUACCAGUUCCCUGGGUACCGUGGAUACCAGUACAUCCUGGAGAGAGACAGACGCCAAGGAGAGUUCAGAAACUAUAACGAGUUCAGCACCCAGGCCCACACCAACCAGAUCCAGUCUAUCCGCAGAAUCCAGCAUUAA